GUCUGAACACAUACAGAACCGCAACUGUAAUCUCAGCAAGCAACAUGUUAGUGUUUUUCGCUGUGGUCUUAUCGUUGUCACUUACGUCCGCAUUUGCGGACCGAGUGCCGCGCAGUUGUGGCGCUUGUGAACCCAGUCUGUGCGACGCUCUCCCAGAGGUGGGCUGCAAGUCUGGCACGAUUUUCGACUCCUGCGGUUGUUGUUCACUUUGCGCGGCUGGAGAGGGGGAGCCAUGCAGGGGGCGCGGAACCACAGCCAAGCGUUGCGCCUCUGGACUGGAGUGCGUUAAGAGCGACAAGAACAAGAAAACAAAGCUCGGAGUUUGCGCCUGCAAGACCAAAUACGAAGUGUGUGGCUCCGAUGGAGUGACCUAUAAAACUGGCUGCGACUUGAAAGUUGCCAGCCUGAAAGCGGUGAGCGAGGAGAAGCCUGAAAUAAAGGUCCUCAAUAAAGGAAAAUGCGCAACAGCACCUGUCAUUGUGACGGCCCCUGGUGAGGUCUACAAUGUCACAGGCUCCCAGGUGUACCUGAGCUGCGAGGCCAUUGGAAUCCCCACCCCCGUGAUCACCUGGAAGAAGGUCACCAGCGGAAAACAGAGAAUGGAGCUGCUUCCAGGAGACAGAGACAACCUGGCCAUUCAGACCCGUGGAGGACCUGAGAAACAUGAGGUCACCGGCUGGGUCUUGAUCUCGCCGCUCACCAAGGAAGAGGCGGGCUCGUAUGAGUGCCACGCUGUCAACACCAAGGGAGAGGCCUCAGCGGUGGGCACCAUUCAUGUGGUGGAGUCCAUCGAUGACAUCCCUGUCAAGAAAGUGGCCAAGGAUGAUGAGCUGUAAGGCAUCUCAGCACAGUAGAGCCUCGGUGGUGACUCCUGGCAGGAUCAGGAGAAGCCCCUACCAUCCCACCAGUAGACCUGUACAAUGACUAAGAAAGAGGACCAACAGCCACCAUUAGCAUCCCAGAGAUCCAUCAGAUUUAUAUUUGAGAACGUUGCCAUUUGUUAAAUAUGUGUUAAAUAUUUGAGUCAUUCAGCAGACACUCUUAUCCAGAGCAACUUUCAGUGGUGAGCGCGUACGUAAAAAUAAAUAAUGAAUAAUCA
Oncorhynchus mykiss (rainbow trout) is the source of this 1099-nucleotide messenger RNA. RefSeq names its product insulin like growth factor binding protein 7 (gene igfbp7). NCBI's taxonomy places the organism in Eukaryota, Metazoa, Chordata, Actinopteri, Salmoniformes, Salmonidae. Gene Ontology annotation, cellular component: extracellular region. The record is from RefSeq and is marked provisional. Gene Ontology annotation, biological process: regulation of signal transduction; regulation of cell growth. Gene Ontology annotation, molecular function: insulin-like growth factor binding.